Messenger RNA from Cheilinus undulatus (humphead wrasse), 2271 nucleotides. Its product is annotated as hsp90 co-chaperone Cdc37. Lineage: Eukaryota; Metazoa; Chordata; Actinopteri; Labriformes; Labridae. The record is from RefSeq and is a predicted model, not a curated record. The coding region runs from base 479 to 1609 and encodes 376 amino acids. Gene Ontology annotation, biological process: protein folding; protein stabilization. Gene Ontology annotation, cellular component: cytoplasm. The transcript is spliced from 8 exons. Gene Ontology annotation, molecular function: protein kinase binding; heat shock protein binding; protein-folding chaperone binding.
AAGUAAAUGAUUCAGAUCUUACAUUUUGACAAAAAGUGUCAAGUCAAAAUCAAAAUGUUGAACAAUAUGUGCUUUCCAAAAGAGGUAGGAGGAAUCUAGAAAAACUUGGAAAAAAGAACAAUACACAUCAAUAUUCAUCUUUUAAUCUUUGUAGGGCAUUUUUCUUACACAUCCGGUGCCAUACGUCUGGGUGACGCAGUGACGUACUGACGUCAAACGGAAAUCUGCUGCAGCAAUUCUUUCUAGAAUCGUGUAGCCGCUUCUUGCUAGGCCUCACUGGGUGUGUUUCCCUCUCAGUUUUUCUCAGCCAGGGCUAACAAAGCGCCAAAUUACACGCUUACAUAUUGAUUAAAAAGUGCACCUGUCUUAUGGUUUGCGUUUUUGAUUGAGGAACUGCUUAGCUUCUUUUAGCCUUCUAACUUAGCCGACUCAUAUCCCAGGCUAAAGCUGCUUGCGUAGUUUGCUUCUUAGUGGCACAAUGUCUGGGAUAGACUACAGUGUUUGGGACCAUAUUGAGGUGUCUGACGAUGAAGAUGAUACCCACCCGAACAUCGAUACACCCAGCCUCUUCAGAUGGAGACACCAGGCACGUGUGGAGCGAAUGGAAGAAUUUCAGAAAAAAGGUGAAGACUUAAACAAGUCCCUCUGUGAAACCCGGCGUAAGUUGGCAGAAGCACAGAAGAAAGUACAGGAGCUGAGCAUUUCAACCACAGAUGAUGCCAAACAAGAGCUGAGCAAAGCCCAGGCUGAGGAGAAAAAACUGAAGAAAGAGGAGAGGGAGUGGGAGAAGAAGUUAGAUGACCACAACAGGGAAGAGAAGAAGAUGCCAUGGAAUGUGGAUACACUCAGCAAAGAUGGAUUCAGCAAGAGUAUUGUUAACAAGGCUCCUGAUUCUACUGAAGAGACUGAAGAACAGAAGGAGCAAAAGCACAAGACCUUUGUGGAGAAAAAUGAGAAGCAGAUUAAACACUUUGGAAUGAUGCGACGUUGGGAUGACAGCCAGAAGUAUCUCUCUGACAACCCUCAUCUAGUAUGUGAGGAGACUGCAAACUACUUGGUCAUCAUGUGCAUUGACCUCGAAGUUGAGGAGAAACAUGCGUUGAUGGAACAGGUGGCUCAUCAGACCAUCGUCAUGCAGUUCAUUCUAGAACUGGCAAAAAGCCUGAAGGUUGACCCCAGAGGUUGCUUCCGUCAGUUUUUUGCCAAGAUUAAGACAGCAGAUCAACAGUAUCAGGAUGCCUUUAAUGAUGAGCUGGAGUCAUUUAAGGAGCGGGUUCGGGGAAGAGCAAAGAUCCGUAUAGAAAAGGCCAUGAAGGAAUAUGAGGAAGAGGAGAGACAAAAGCGCUUGGGACCUGGAGGACUAGAUCCUGUAGAAGUCUAUGAGACCCUGCCAGCUGAGAUGCAGAAAUGCUUUGAUGAGAAGGACAUUGGAAUGCUACAAGAUGUUAUUAGUAAAAUGGACCCCACGGAGGCAAAGACUCAUAUGAAGAGGUGCAUAGACUCGGGUCUCUGGGUCCCCAACUCCAGGGUGGAUGAUGGGGAUGAAAAAGAGGAUGAUGCUACCUAUGAGGAGGUGAAACAGGAGCAGGAAGAAAUUAAGAAGGAAUGACCAGCACUGAUCCUCUGAUAUGUUGCUUCUACAGAUGUACUUACCCACUGUAUUGCAACUCCACCCUGUGUGACUAGUUUGCCAAUUGAGGAACAAUGAAAUAACAUCUCUGAAGUAUUUAGCUGAAGCUGAAGGAUCUAGUAAUCACCUAACUACACAAGUACAUUCUACCAAUAACUGCUACUUGGAUGAAAUGGCUGUUUGUGUUUUUGGUGUUUUAUUUGUUUGGACGUCACUAAAGCUGUAUUUUUACAUUUAUUUGUGCACACCUGUUAAUUUUCUCUGCCGUUCAUGUGCACACAUACCUGCUGACUUCAUUUAGUCUGUUGUGUUGUUGAGAAGUAUUCCACACUUUUUCCAAUUGUGCUUUUUUAAUUUUCAAAUUUAAUCUUUUUUUUGGUCUAGGGCAUAAUGUAUUGAGAUUGUUAUUUCCCCAAGAUGAAAUUUUCUACAAACUUGCAUACGUAAAGAUUGAAAAAUACCCAAAUACUCAAGAUGAAGGGACUGUGGUUGUCUUUAAACCUAAGGUGUAGGUGACACUGCACAAAUCAUGAGGUUAUGAGAGAAUAAGGAUAAGAGCCAUGAUAUACAGCAAGUGAAUCUGUGCAUGUGUUAUUUAAUGAAGCAUUUGGUCUAUAAAGGUGUGACUCAGAUUAUGUAGA